CCAAAGUACGGUUAUUCUACAUAUUUUACAAACAGAGGUUAUUAGUUUUCUCACUCAGUAAAGCAUCAGUUUAUACUUUAUAGUCAAUAGCAAUAAUGUACUUCAAAAUAUCAAUUUUGCUACUAACUUGUUUGAUAUCUGCUAAAACCGCUCCAACCGAUACUGAUGAAGGUGAUGUUUUGAAAACUGAAUUGGAUCCAAUCAAAGUAAGUGAAGAAGAUGUUUUGAAAACUGAAUUGGUUUCAAUCAAAAUAAGUGAAGAAGAUGUUUUGAAAGCAAUCUACAAUGUCUGUAAAAUAAAACUCAAUGUUCCUAAUGAUAGAGGUCUUGAUGAGUCCCAAAUGGCAAAGUAUGCAGGAAUUGAUGAUGUACUGGAACUUAGAAAAAUAGCGAAUUCAAUUGAAAUAAAACACCUAGACAAUAUAGAUUUGGAGAUAUUCAUGUCGCUUGUGAAAGAGAUUACCAAAAGACUAAAUGUUCCCAUAUUGGGUUCCGAAGGAGAUACGGAAUCUAGCCUAGAAGAUGAUAAUGUCUUAAAAACAAUAUACAGUUUCGCCAAAAGAGAUUUCGAUGCUACUGAUAGAGGUCUUACCGUGUACGAAUUGGCAAGAUAUAUGGAAGUCAUUGAUGUAUUGGAACUUAAGAAGAUAGCGAAUUUGCAUGGAAUAGAAAAUCUAGACGAUAUAAGUUUGGAGACGUUUGAGUUGCUAACGAAAGAGAUGUUUGAAAAAACUGAUAUUGCCGAAUUGGAUCCCAAUAGCGAGUCAGAAGCUGACGACCUAUCCAAUAAGCCUACUUUAGACGAAGACGUUUAUUUAGAACGAGAAUUCGAUAACAUAAAAAUGGCUAAUGAUGUUCCUGACGGAAGUGGUCUUAAUGAGUCCCAAAUGGCAAACUAUGCGGGGUUCGAUGAUGUAUUGGAACUUAGAGAGAUAGCAAAUAAGAUUGGAAUAGACAGCCUGGACAAUAUAAAUUUGGAGACAUUUAAAAAGCUUAUGAAAAAGAUGCUAGGUGUUCCCAUAUUGAGUGGUCCCAGAAAAAAUCUAAUAGCUGGCCCAUCCAAUAUGGCUACUUUAGUUGAUGAUCUUGUUUUAGUAAAAAUAUACUGUUUGGCCAGAAAAGAAUUCGGUGCUAUUGACAGAGGUCUUACUGAGUACGAAAUGGCAAAUUUUAUGGCAGUCGUUGAUGUAUUGGAACUUAAAAAGAUAGCGAGUUCGAUUGGACUAGAUAACCUGGACGAUAAUAUAAAUUUGGAAAAGUUUAUGUUGCUUACGAAGGAGAUUUGCAAAAACUUUGAUGUUUCCUCAAUGGUUCUCGAAAAAGAGCUAGAAGAUGAACUAUCCAAUAGUCCUUCGCCUGAAGAACAAGCUGACGAAUCCAGUCAACUGUAGCUCCAAUAAAUAGUUUCGCUUUGUUACAAUUUAAAACCUGGACCAUAUUGUACUAAAAUAUAAUUCAUAAAUA
This is a messenger RNA of Adelges cooleyi (spruce gall adelgid), 1464 nucleotides long. RefSeq lists its product as uncharacterized. The record is from RefSeq and is a predicted model, not a curated record. The transcript has 11 exons. NCBI's taxonomy places the organism in Eukaryota, Metazoa, Arthropoda, Insecta, Hemiptera, Adelgidae. Bases 96 to 1391 code for a protein of 431 amino acids.